This is a messenger RNA of Hyla sarda, 5358 nucleotides long. It is a transcript of the gene SARAF, whose product is annotated as store-operated calcium entry associated regulatory factor. The record is from RefSeq and is a predicted model, not a curated record. The transcript has 6 exons. The coding region runs from base 148 to 1086 and encodes 312 amino acids. Gene Ontology annotation, cellular component: endoplasmic reticulum membrane. Lineage: Eukaryota; Metazoa; Chordata; Amphibia; Anura; Hylidae. Gene Ontology annotation, biological process: regulation of store-operated calcium entry.
CCCUCUUUCUGACGCUCGCCCAAUCAGCGUUUGACAAGCUUCAGGUAGAGGAAGUUGUUGACAUCCGCGGCUGAUGAAACGCAGUGUAAUGCGACAUUUGUAAUUCCCGGAACGGAAUCGGUUACUUGUGUAUUCACCUCACCGACCAUGGCACUGAAGGGACUGCUGCUGCUUCCGCUGCUGGCUGUAGUGGUCUGUGGAUGGAGCCCGCAUGAUCGAGUUUUGCUGAAGGAUAUCCAGGCCAUCACAUUAUACGCUGACAGAUACACCAAUUCACGGAGGGCAGCUCCUAUCCCACAGCUGAAAUGCAUCGGAGGUAGUGCUGGCUGCAGUGCCAUGAUACCACAAGUGGUGCAGUGUAACAAUAAAGGAUGGGAUGGCAUCGAUGCCCAGUGGGAAUGCAAAGUGGAUAUGGACAACGCUUACAGAUUUGGGAAGAUAGAGGUGAACUGCGAGGGCUUCGAUUAUCCUGAAGAUCCAUAUGUCCUGCGUGGCUCUUGUGGGCUGGAGUACACUCUGGAGCUUACAGAGGAAGGACGGAAGAGAUCUCAAAGUGACCAUGGCUCUACGGGAUUUGGCUCUGGAUUUUUCCAAGGGAAAUCAAGUGGCUGGAACGCUCAACAGUCUCCAGAUGGCAGCGGGGUCAUUGUCUUCUUGGUCAUUCUGGGGCUGGCUUAUGGUGUGUACAAGUUAUUUUUGAGUGGGCCUUCAGGUCAGCCACAGCAUCCUCACCCUGACAAUGGACAUGACUACCAAAACUACAGCCAGGCCAGCGCACCCCCACCUCCAGGUUUCAAAUCAGAGUUUUCCGGUGCUUCAUCUGGAUUUGGUAACUUUGGAGGGGCAUCCUCCUUUGGGGGACAGGCAAGCCAAGGACCUGGGUUUUGGACGGGCUUGGGAACUGGUGGUGUGCUUGGUUAUCUGUUUGGCGGUCAGAGGUCUAGGACACACUAUUCAGCAUAUACACCUCACCACAACACAUGGGGUGGACCUUCAUAUUCUGGACCUGUUCAUGGAGACUCUCGGCCAUUUUCCAGUUCUGGUGUCAGAACAGCAUCAGGUUAUGGAGGUACAAAAAGAAGAUGAAGAAGCAAAGCAUCAUCCCCGUGUGUAAGAAUAAGAAGGAUUGGAUCAGGACUACUAUAAGCCUGUGCUUUAGGAACACAUACACUUUGUAGAGCUGGUGUUUGUUACAUUGUGUGGGGUGGAUUUAUGUGGUAUUUUUUUCUUUUGUACUGUGACAUAAAUGAGUAUAUAUACAUAAGGCUUUAUGUAGAGUCUACCCGCUAACAGUAUAUUUACUACUGGGCACACUGGCACAAUUGUACAUUUCAUUUCUAUAAAAUGGUUGGAGUCAAUAUGAAUUUCAGUGCAUUCCAGUCAUCCAAUGACUUCGAGACCAAUAUCUACAAAUACUAUAACCCAUCUACUUACUUUAUUCUGUUAUAUACAGUGGAUAUCUCGUCACAGAUCACAUUUGGUACUUCCUUUCAAGAUUUUGCUUAAAGGGGUACUCUGGGAUAGAACUUUCCUUUAAAAUCCUGCCCAGCCGCUCCCCCGAUUCAGUAUCCUGCUCCCAUGCUCCGGUGUAGUCUUCUUCCUGGUUGCUGGGGAUUGACUCCUCACACUGCAGCUCAGCUAAUCGGCAGCAGAGGUGUUGUCCUGCCUUGGCCAGUCAUAGGCUGAGCGGCAGUGUGACAUACUAGGCCCUGGAAAAAGACUGCACCGAGGACGGGGGUAGGAUACUGAAGGCCUAAGGAGAGCAGCAGGAGGUAGAUCCAGUUUUUUUGUUUGUUUUGUUUUCCAAGUGCUGGCAGCUGGGCAGGAUUUUAAAGAAAAGUUCUAUCCUGGAGUACCCCUUUAAGUUUUAUAAAAGAUAUAAAUAAAUAAAUAAUAAUAAGGAUUUUAAAACAAAGUAAGAAUUUUUUUUCUUUAGUUUUUCCAGGUAUCCCUUAAAAUCACAGUAAAAAGUACCUUUUUAUAGUAACCUGUAACUGGUAACAGGGUGUAUAAACCUUAAGGGUUUAUUUAAAUGGGCACUGUCAUGAAAAUUAUUUUUUGAUAUGUUGUAGUACUCAAGUACUACAACAUAUCUCUAAUAUACUUUUAUUAAAAAAAAUGCUUUUAAAACAUUUUAAAAGCAAUUUGAAAUUCGGCCACUAGGGGGCGCCCUCCUAGUGGCCGAAUGCAGUGCGGAGUGACGUCACUACAAAAUUCCGACUGAUUCCGGCAGGGCAUCAGUCGAAAUUUUGCGCAGGCGCAGUAACAGCCAGGGCUCCGCAUCGGCUUCCCGCACUCGCCGACGGCCCUGCUGCAAGGUGCGGGUGGCGCGGGGGGUUGGCUGCUACAGCAAGGUGCGGGAAGUGCUGCUGCAAGGUACGAGCGGGAUGGGGGGCGCUGCUGCAAGGUACGAGCGGGAUGGGGGGCGCUGCUGCAAGGUACGGGGGGGGGGGGGGGGAUGGGGGUUGUUUGGGUUUACUUACCGAGCGGCAGGAAGAGUCUCCCCCGCACCCGUCCCUCCCGCAUCGGCUCCUGGCUCACUCCUUCCCCCAUGAAUCUCCUGUCCUGGGUGCCUCCAGUUGUUUUACCACUACAACUCCCAGCAUGCCCUGACAGCCAAUAGAUGUCAGGGCAUGCUGGGAGUUGUAGUGGUGAAACAGCUGGAGGCACCCUGUUGGGAGAACUAAGGGCGGAAGUCCCCCCCGCAGGCAUCAGUGGCGUGGUGCCUGCUGGGGAAGUCUGCCUGGUAGUGAGCACACUACCAGGCAGACAAAAUGCCAUUUUAAAAAUAGUAAAAAAAAUUAAUAAAGGCAGGGAGGGUGUUAGGGAUAGAAGUGCAAUAGGCAGGGACAGAAAAAAAAAAUAAUGAUGGUGGGAGCUACCCUUUAAAAGUUACAGUAUCCUGCACAUAUUUGACGCGCAGGAUUUGAAGCUGCAGAUUUGAUGCUGUGUUCAGUCAUUUAGUUAACAUUGAAACUUCAAAUCCUGUGCAUAAAACCUGCGCAGGAUACUAUACGUGUGGCUACACCCUAUGGGUAUAUAGGAAUCCUCACUUAAAAACGCCACCGCGGAAUUUCCUUUUUUUAUUUUUUUGCUGGACGACAACCACCAAUUCGAAUUUUUUUUUUUUUUUUUGCGUGCGGAAUUUCUGUGUGAGAACGCGUUCGCGGAAAUUUUGAGCAGAUCCCGCAUAAAGAAAGAACAUGUUCAUUCUUCAUGCGGAACGGAAUUCCAUGUCAGAAUUUCGCAUGCGUACAUUCCAUUCACAUCAAUGGGGUUUGGCACUGCUGAAUGAAUUGGAGAGGAAUAAGCGAGCGGAAUUACUUGUGUAAAAUCCUCUCCAAUUCCUCAGUGUGAACAUACGCUCAGAGUGUAUUCACACGUAUAGUAUCCGGCACAUAUUUGAUGCACAGGAUUUAAAGCUGCAGAUUUUAAUGUCAACCAAAUGACUGAGCACAGCAUCAAAGCUGUAAGUUCAAAUCCUGCGCAUCAAAUAUGCGCAGGAUACUGUACGUGUGAACAUACCCUAAAGGUAGGGUCACACGUUCUGUAAUUUCUGCAGCUUAUUUUGCUAUGCAUUGACUACAAUUGGUAGGAAAAUAUGCAUCAUUUAGUACGAAACAAAAUACAGCAAAAAGGUUUUCUGAGAGUAAAAAAUAUUGACCGAGCAACACUUGACUACUUGACCACAUACAUGGAAAAAUAUUAAUACUGUAUAUCUCAGAUGAUUAGUAAAUCAGUUUUUUUUUUGCCAUAAACUCUUGUCCAAGGGCUGUGUCUGGUAUUUCGGGUCUACCCUUUUUUAGCUGAAUUGAGCUGAACUAUAAUACCAUUCCCCAUCUAUGAAGAAGAGUGGCACUGUUUCUUAAAACAAAAAACUGAACACCUUUUUUGUAAUGCCAUACACCCCCUUUAAGGUUAAUUUGCCUUCAAUUUUAUUUUAACAUUACAGCUAUUGUAAAUUAUGAUACGGCAUUUGCCAACUCUGGCCUGGGGCCCCCUUUAGCCUGCACUAUUCUAUUUAGUAACAAAAAGGUUGAGGUUGUCCCAGCUAUUUUAUAUGUAAGCAUACAUUCUGUAUCUCACAAAUAUGAAAAAGAGGGAUAUGUAAUUCAGCUCCCCACUCUCAAUGUGUAGAAAUGUCUGGUUGUUAAAGUCCUGAAGAGCAGGGAAGGCAGGUAGUGGGCCGUAGUAUCCUGGGAAUGCAGCAGGGGGAGAGCAAAAAUGGACCUCCACCUCUUCCAAGGCGAGUAGCUAUAAACACUUAUUGUGUGAUGGUUACAAUCAAGUGGAUAUCCAAAAAAACAAAAUGAGAUGAGAUUAAGAGAAACGCCAAAGCAUCUGUAUCUCAGUUUGGCCUUACCAAUGGUCUCAUGCAGGAGGACUACUAGGGAACUGUUCCCUACAUCAGUUAUUCCCAACCAUGGAACCUUGGGGUUCCUUCGAGGACUGCCGAGGGUUCCGCGGGCUCCAGCAGGCACAUUUUAUUUUAUUUUUUAAAUCUCCCGCCCGACCUACGCACCUGUGGAUCACGGCGGCCCGCGUUCGCAUUGUGUGCACCCGGCUCCCCGGAGGACUGUUCCCGGCUCCCGCGGUUUCUACCCAGCCCGCCUGAUUCUACACGGCCCACCGAUUGUUCCCGCCCCCCCCCCCUCUGCAGAAGGACAGCUCAGCUCUGCUUAAUUAGGUUUGUGCACCCUCUCCCCUCUGUCACUCCUGUCCACUCCCUUUUGUCACGCCUCUGUUACUGUCAUCCAUGUCCACCUUGUCAUCCAUGUCAACCUUGUCUGCCCCUGUCACCCAUGCUCACCCCCCCCCCCCACUAACCACCCCCAAGUCUACCCCCCAUCACCAAUGGUCAACCCCCACUAUUCACCCCUUUGUCACCUUUUUUUUUUUUUUGCUCGUCAACUUCUCCGUGAAAUAUUUUUUUUUUUUUAUUCGAGAGGUUCCCCGAGCUGAAAAAGGUUGGGAAACAUUGGCCUACAUCAUCUCAUAGGUGUUUGAUAUACCGUAUACCACAAGAACAACUUGUACUCGAUGCUGUCCAUGCCCACUCCAUGAGAUUUACAUACAUUUCUAUUAGCAUGAUGCUCUCAGGAAUAUUUAUGGAAAACAUGAAGAUGUUAACACUUAAUGUCCUAUUUAUAGAGUUAUAUAGAAAGAAUUGCACUUUGAAUCCUCAGUGAGUUGCUAGUGACUACUAUAGUACAUACUGGAAUGCUUGUGUUCUUACUAUGAUGCUGAGUAAUAAUGUGAAGUGCAUGUUUAGACCUGUUAGUUUUUGGAUCAUUUGCUUGAAGUGAGAUUAACGUGAAUUGUUCUGCCUCAAAGAUUAAAGCUGUGGUAAAUAAAAAA